This is a messenger RNA of Cadophora gregata, 1635 nucleotides long. RefSeq lists its product as uncharacterized. Gene Ontology annotation, molecular function: oxidoreductase activity, acting on paired donors, with incorporation or reduction of molecular oxygen; monooxygenase activity; iron ion binding. Bases 1 to 1635 code for a protein of 544 amino acids. The record is from RefSeq and is a predicted model, not a curated record. Lineage: Eukaryota; Fungi; Ascomycota; Leotiomycetes; Helotiales; Ploettnerulaceae. The transcript is spliced from 5 exons.
AUGCCAGCUUUGUCACAUUUACACCAACUUGCUGGUGGUCUCACAUUCAGCCAUGUAGCUCUAAUAUUCAUAGCUGCAAGCGCAGCAUUGCUCAUAAUCGAUUACACACGUAUGCUUCUCCUCCGCCGAAAAAUGCCCCCAGGACCUUUCCCUCUCCCAAUUAUCGGCAACACGCAUCUUCUACCUGACAGAAAACCAUGGAUCUACUUCGAAACACUCUCCAAGCAGUACAACUCAGGCAUAAUCACCUUCUGGAUCGGACGCAACCCCACCGUCUGGCUAAACGACUCCAAAAGUGCAUCUGAUCUCCUCGACAAACGAGCAGCUACGUUCUCGUCUCGACCACGAAUGAUAGUUUUCGGAGAAUUGGCAUUCGAUCAGACGAGUCUGGUGACGAUGAAGUAUGGAGAGCGGUUUCGUGUUCAUAGAAAGUUGACACAUAUGGGGAUUGGGUUGCAGCAGGUUCGCAACUAUCAGAAGUUGCAGAGUGAUGAGAAUAAGGUGGUGUUGAGGAAUUUGCUUACUGAUUCUGAGAAUUAUGUUGCGCAUUUUGAGAGGUAUGCUGCGAGUGUUGUGUCGAUUAUUGGGUUUGGGAGGAGGAUAUCCCAGAUUACGGAUCCGAUUAUCACGGAAGUUAUAUUUCUCAUGCAACGAGCAGCCGAACGCAAUGUACCCGGAAAGACCUUUCCCAUGCUAAUGGAAACGUUCCCUUGGCUCGCCAAAUUCCCAAAUCGAAUCGCGCCCUGGAAGAAAGGACUUGGAACACCUCGAGCUAAGAAUUUCUUCUACGCCCUAGCAGAGGAAGCAGCCAACACGGAAGGUGGAGACAAUUAUUCCAAGAAGCUGUUCGAACAAGCUCCCAAGUACAAUUUAUCGGACAUGGAGCUGUCAACCUUGGCAGGCUCGCUGUUCGGAGCUGGAAGCGAUACGUCGAGUUCGACGUUGAUCACUUUCGUUUUGGCGUGCUGCGCAUUCCCUGAGAGUCUACCGAAAGCUUGGGAGGAAUUGGAUAGGGUUGUUGGGCCGCAUCGAAGUCCGGGUUUUGAGGAUGAGAAGGAUUUAGUGUAUGUUAAAGCGCUUGUGAAGGAGGUGCUUCGGUGGAGGUCAGUAGCGAUCCUUGGUGGUCAGCCGCAUGCUCCCAUUCGAGAUGAGAUUUAUCAGGACUGGUUGAUACCGAAGGAUACCUGGGUCCAAGGAAACGUGUGGGCAAUCCACAGAAACGAGAAAGAUUUUCCAGACCCCGACCGCUUCAAUCCCGAACGGUACUUGGAAAGUAAUCCAGAUCAUCGGCCAUUUCCGAACGAGCGAGGCUAUAUGACAUUUGGUUGGGGAAGAAGAGUAUGUGCCGGUCAAGCGCUUGCUGAGCAGGGCACAUUCAUCAGUGUUGCUCGCUUAUUAUGGGCAUUCAAUAUCCAAAAAGCUGUGGACGAAGCAGGAAAUGAUAUUCCGGUGGACAUCUUUGACUACACUGAUGGACUAAACAUCCGACCCAACCUCUUCAAGUGUAGGAUCACUCCGAGGAAUGAGGAGAUCAGAAAGACGAUUGAAAGGGAAGGAAAACAAGCAACUGAGGAUCUAUCGGUGUACAAUGGAGAGACAAAGUUCAGGAUAAGCACAUAUUCCGCGAAAGGCUAG